AUGUCUCUACCCCCGAUUGCAACGGCAACCUUGCAGGCUGCGCUCGUAAAUGCGGGUUCGAAUGUCCUUGCCCAGGGAAUCAAAGCGUGGAGAGAUCAGACACCAUUCGAACUCGACCUCCAGGCCUUGUUCCAGUUCACGACGUGUGCGUUUGUACUCUCGCCGCUGACGUACGUCUGGCUUGAGAGCCUGGAGUCGAGGUUUCCGGGCUCUAGUGAGAAUACGUCAGUCAACAAGUCUACUGCUGAGAAGAAUGGCUCGAAGCACGGGAAGCAGAAGUUAAACGUGAAGAAUACCGUAGUAAAAGUCGUGAUUGAUCAGACUGUCGGCGCGGCGAUCAACACCGUGGCCUUCGUUAUGACUAUGGGACUUUUACGGGGACAGGAUUUUGAGGUCAUCAAGGCACAGAUUCAGAAUCGAGGGUAUUAG
This is a messenger RNA of Aspergillus udagawae, 429 nucleotides long. RefSeq lists its product as uncharacterized. The record is from RefSeq and is a predicted model, not a curated record. The transcript is spliced from 3 exons. Lineage: Eukaryota; Fungi; Ascomycota; Eurotiomycetes; Eurotiales; Aspergillaceae. The coding region runs from base 1 to 429 and encodes 142 amino acids. Gene Ontology annotation, cellular component: membrane; cytoplasm.